Nicotiana tabacum (common tobacco) is the source of this 1267-nucleotide messenger RNA. Its product is annotated as ras-related protein RABA1f. Gene Ontology annotation, molecular function: GTP binding; GTPase activity. NCBI's taxonomy places the organism in Eukaryota, Viridiplantae, Streptophyta, Magnoliopsida, Solanales, Solanaceae. The record is from RefSeq and is a predicted model, not a curated record.
GACCAUUAAGCGGGUCACGUAAAAAAGUAGAAUGAACGUGCCUAAGAAUUAGUAUUCAUAAAAUCUUUGAACAGGUGUCCCUCUCCUCCUUGUAGCGGUGCUCCACUCCGCUCCUCUUUCUGCAUUUCUUCCCAAACCCAUCGUAUCUCCUCUUCUCUGUACACACACAGACACACACUGAGAGACCUAGAAUAGACAGUAAUGGGCGCAUACAGAGCGGACGACGAUUACGAUUAUUUAUUCAAGGUUGUAUUGAUCGGCGAUUCCGGCGUCGGUAAAUCCAACCUCCUCUCCAGAUUCACUCGCAACGAGUUCAGUCUCGAGUCAAAGUCAACGAUCGGCGUUGAAUUCGCCACUCGUAGCAUUCGUGUAGAUGAUAAAGUCGUCAAGGCUCAGAUUUGGGAUACCGCCGGUCAAGAACGAUAUCGUGCAAUCACAAGUGCCUACUAUCGAGGAGCUGUCGGUGCGUUGCUUGUCUAUGAUGUCACUCGUCAUGUAACCUUUGAGAAUGUAGAGAGAUGGUUAAAAGAGCUCCGAGACCACACCGACUCUAGCAUUGUCAUAAUGCUGGUGGGUAAUAAGGCAGAUUUGCGUCAUCUGCGGGCUGUUUCAACUGAGGAUGCCAAGGGGUUUGCUGAGAAGGAAAGUACGUUUUUCAUGGAAACAUCUGCAUUGGAGUCCAUGAACGUGGACAAUGCCUUCACAGAAGUGCUCACUCAAAUACACCGCGUUGUUAGCAGGAAAGCUCUUGAAGUAGGAGAUGACCCUGCAGCAUUGCCGAAGGGGCAGACUAUUAAUGUUGGAGGGAAGGAUGAUGUUUCUGAAGUAAAGAAAGCCGGGUGCUGUUCUUCUUAGAACAAAGAGUAAUACAAAUGGUUGAAGAGGUUCUCUUUGUUUUGAGCGCAAAAAUUGACAUGGCAGUUGUACUUCUCCCUCUAUAUACUAGGAAGUAACCACAUGGAUUGCUUAUCAAUGAGAGCUUUAUAACUGGACCACUAGGCAUUAAUGAAUUGAGUGCAGCCCCAAGAUUGAUUAUCCAAGUGACUUCAUAGCAUUCUUUAUCCUUGUUUCUAUAUUUUGCUUCCCUUGGUCAAUGAUUAUAGUAUUAGCUUCUUGUGGACCUCCAAUAUAGGGUAUAUUUGUUUGGAAAAGAUUUGAACUGAUACAUGUAUGAACACAUUUUAUGCUGCCUUGUACUUGAUUGUUUGAUUAGUUAUGGACUGAGGAAUAUUUUCAAUUUCUUAUGUUACAGAAGAUAUUAGUGCUC